Molecule: messenger RNA, 2462 nt
Organism: Cuscuta europaea
Lineage: Eukaryota; Viridiplantae; Streptophyta; Magnoliopsida; Solanales; Convolvulaceae
Source: the annotation of a GenBank genome assembly
GCUACUAAUCAGUUUUGUAAGUUUUAACAUAUUUUGGACAUUUAGAAGCAUCUCGAGCCAUCAUGGAAGACCGAGAACACAUUUGGUCAAUUUUGGGUCAAGAUACAGUUGACCAGUGAACAGGUCAACCUUUCUAUGGCAGCCUGCCAUCUCCCGUAGUCCAUCCAGUAAAGCAGCAGCAAAGAAUCCAACGGGCAGCAGAGCAACCCGCAGGAGGAGAACAGGAUGGCAGCAGCGAAGUCACGGCCACACGCCGGGAUCCAGGACAUCACCAUCGCCAUAGCCCACGCAAUCACUACCAGCCGUCAUCCUCACGAGACUGCACUUCUACGCUUCGGCCAACCGCCCUGGUCUCUACCUAAUCACCGUUGCAGGCGUCCCUCAAGAUGGAGAAGGUUCGCUGCCGCCGACCUCGAUAAUCGCUUAAGUUUCGUCGGAGGAGAAGACCCGUGGCAGAAGCUCGACACGUCCAUUGUAUCCGCUCAACGGCUUUGGCAUCAGAGAGGAAAAGAGCUGCAGCCGCAGCUAUGGUGAAGUUGAAGAUCGGCCCUGCUGCUGCGUACGAACUACGGAGAAGAAAUGGGCCUGCAACCCUAUUCUGAUUUGAAGCACAGAAUGACGAAACUACCCCCAGUUUGCUCUGUAUUCAUUUUCAGACCUUCUACCCUUAGUAGUCAUUUGCCUAGCCCGAAUUUGUCACUUUAAAUAUCAGUUGCAGAUCAGAUUUGUGGGGAAGCCAUUAGAGAAGUCACAUUAGAAUAGAUUUUACAUUUUAGAUUAAGGUUUCUACAUUUCAUCUCUCUAGCAUUAGUGUAGAUUUGUAGAGGUCUCUACUCCAAGAUUCAAGCUUUCUACUUGCAUUUCAAUGGAUUGCUUCUCAACUUUAAAGGGUAUUCUUCUACACUUAUUACUUUAUUUACAUUCAAAGUUUUAGUCUUUAGUUUUAUUUAUGCACUUUUAUGUUAAUGUUCUUGUUUUAUUUCCAAUGCAUGAGUAGUUAGAUGGGUUAGGGGCUGUUUGGAGCAUAUUUAUGUGAUUGAAAUGUUGGGUGACUAGUAUUGAAUUUUAUUGCUUGAAAUGUGUUUGUGAAAAUGCCUUAAUGACAUUAGUUAAUGCAAUUUUGAGAAACCUUGUAUUUAAUUAUUUGGGAAUAUUUAGAUGAGAAUCGGAUAUUCAUUUGUCCCUUUCACACACACCUAGGCACAACCAUGAGAGUGGCAGGCCUAGGGGGCUUCUUUGCUUUGGAUCAUUUUCAUUGGCGUCGAUAGGCGGUUCCGGACCAUGAGAGUGGCCAAGAUCGUCUAUUGAUCGAUCAUACGACCACGAGAGUGGCGGAGGAACCGUUGUGCAUGCUCUUUCUCGUAAUAAAGUUCUAAUACUAUUUUAUCCAACCCUCAAUUGCAAUGUGAGUUCCAAACAUGCCCCCGACACCCUUUUGCAUCUUUAUUUCGUAGUUUAGCUCAUUUAGCAUCUCCUCUUGAUCAUGUUUGUGUUUUAGCCUCAUUUGCUCCACUUUAGUGACAUAUUUGUCUAUUCGAUCGUUGCACUCACUUACACGCCAUCCUUGUGGUUCGACAAACCCCAUCCCGUUUACCACUAUACAUUUUACUUCUCUCGCACUCACAUUUACACUUCAUUUUCCUUCUUUUUGAUUGACUCGGGAUUCGCACGCAACGACCUAUAUCUGUUAUAUUAUAGGCGGGUCCCGAGGUCAUCAGGAAGACACAACCUCUAGACAUUGCUAGGAGAAGAACAAAACAUACGCUCAAAUGAAGCGGACAUAACUCUCAGUCAAAGAAGAUGUCGGACUAAAACCACAACCCUAGAAGAUAGAAAUAAAAAAGAGAGGCAACAUAGGAAACCUUUGAUUCAUUACUGCCCGUAGAACAUCGCAAUUAUCAAAACUCUUGCCACUAUGAGAGAAGAAGCCAAAAGAUUAAAUCGUCCAGGAACUCGUCGCCUAGGGUUCCCCUAGGGCUGACUCAUGUUCCGCAUCUUCAUGUUGUUUGCAAGUGAUUUUAUAUUUCCUUGCAGCUUCAUCAUAUGCACCGUACCACCCUCAUGGUAAUCUUCUUAAACACAAAAUUUUUGCAUAUAUAUAUAGAGUCAUUCUCUUGUCCAGCAGGUUUUGGUCCGAACGCAUUCCGAACACCGCCGUUUGGGGAGGUUCCCGGUAGGAUUUUUUAUAAUAUUUUUAUGAUAUGUUCUGUGCAAAAUAAUUUUGAUCUUAACUGUGCAAAAUUAUACAGAGAAAAACGCAGUCCACUUCCAAUUUUUUUUACAGCUUUCCCGAUCGAAUUCUAAGUUGAAAGUUUUUGUGGAUAAAUUAGACUUGAUGAAGAACAUACCAUAAAAAUUUCACAAAAAAGGUCUACCGGGAACCGCCCCUAACGGCGGUGUUCAGACGGUGCCUCAGGUCCGAACGUUAGAACCUGAGAAUUUUCGUGUACACACACACACAC